This is a messenger RNA of Salmo salar (Atlantic salmon), 1572 nucleotides long. RefSeq names its product guanylyl cyclase-activating protein 2-like. Gene Ontology annotation, cellular component: photoreceptor inner segment; cone photoreceptor outer segment. Gene Ontology annotation, molecular function: calcium ion binding; calcium sensitive guanylate cyclase activator activity. The record is from RefSeq and is a predicted model, not a curated record. Lineage: Eukaryota; Metazoa; Chordata; Actinopteri; Salmoniformes; Salmonidae. Gene Ontology annotation, biological process: visual perception.
GACAAGGGGUAAUAUCGUAACUCACUGUUUCUGUCCACAGUGUUUUUGUUUAUAUGUGGUACCUUUAUGGAAAUGUAAUAUUUUUUUUCAGUAAUAGUACAGACACAUUGGACUGAUUAAAAAGUUGCAGUUGUGAUGGAAAUGAGCACAUAGUUGGAAGAGAAAAAUAAUUUGUGGAAUGUCCAAAGAGUAGAGCUACACCCCUGACUGACACAACUUUCAACCAUGAGAGACAACUUCUUCAACUAAGGAGCCCAAUCAAACAUGAGAGACAACUUCUUCAACUAAGGAGUCCAAUCAAACAUGAGCGACAACUUCUUCAACUAAAGAGGCUCAUCACAGUAUUUGAGAACGAUUUCCGUGAUGGGUCAGCGACUGAGCGAGGUCAGUGAUUCAGACCAAGAAAUUGAUGUUGCAGAGCUGCAGGACUGGUAUAAGAAGUUUGUGGUGGAGUGCCCAAGUGGAACACUCUUCAUGCACGAGUUCAAGAGCUUCUUCGGUGUUACUAACAACAAGGAGGCGGCCGAUUAUAUUGAGAAUAUGUUUCGCGCAUUUGACAAGAACGGAGACAAUACAAUUGAUUUUCUAGAGUAUGUUGCAGCCUUGAACCUGGUCUUGAGGGGCAAGUUGGAACAUAAACUGAAAUGGACUUUCAAAAUGUACGACAAAGAUGGAAGUGGCUGCAUUGACAAGACAGAGCUGCUGGAGAUUGUAGAGUCCAUCUACAGACUGAAGAAAGCCUGUCAUGAAGAACUGGAUGCAGAGUGUAACCUCCUGACCCCAGAUCAAGUGGUCGACAGAAUAUUUGAACUGGUUGAUGAAAAUGGAGAUGGGGAGUUGUCUCUGGAUGAGUUCAUUGACGGGGCCAGGAGGGACAAGUGGGUGAUGAAGAUGCUGCAGAUGGACGUCAAUCCUGGGGACUGGAUCAGUGAACGGCGAUGCAAGAGCUCUGGAGCGAGCUCUGAAGCUGAACCUCUGUAAUAAGUUUAUAGACUUCUUUCGAUCAAAAUUUGAAUCCAUCUACCAGCAGCUUCAGCUAUCCUGUGCCCUGCCCCUGUGCCCAGGUGGUGGCUGACACUACCACCAUACCCAUGGGGAUUAUGGACUCUUAUGCAGAGGGGGCAACCGUUGCUGUAAUACCCUCUCUCCCCACAACCUGCACACCACACACCAUAACUUGUUGCUUCUUUUAUAACUUUCUUUGUUUUCUCUUUUGAAAUCCCUAAUGUGUACAUAUCUGAGUGUUUCUGUUCCCAUUGAUGGUUAUGUGUGUGUUCUACUGCCCAUGAUUUCAUUUUGUAUGUGCAGUGUAAAGUAAAAGUGACCAGUUUUCUCCAUCUCUAUAUGGUUGAAAGACAACAUGUAGUGGCAGAUCGUAAAGUUUAUUUUGCAAUUAUGUUUUGCUAGGGAAAAAUGUCAAUGGUUAGAGCUGACAAUAAUAUAGUAUUCCGGUAGCAGACUUGGUUGUUACAUAUCUGGCACAAUUUUUGCAUUUAUAGAACAACUCUUUUUGUGUAUGUUGAACAGUAAAUGUGUAUGAAGAUGUAUAAUAAACACACCAAUGUUGACCUA